Manis pentadactyla (Chinese pangolin) is the source of this 2701-nucleotide messenger RNA. It is a transcript of the gene BTG2, whose product is annotated as BTG anti-proliferation factor 2. Gene Ontology annotation, biological process: negative regulation of cell population proliferation; negative regulation of mitotic cell cycle. The coding region runs from base 111 to 599 and encodes 162 amino acids. The record is from RefSeq and is a predicted model, not a curated record. NCBI's taxonomy places the organism in Eukaryota, Metazoa, Chordata, Mammalia, Pholidota, Manidae. The transcript is spliced from 2 exons. Gene Ontology annotation, cellular component: nucleus; cytoplasm.
CCCGGGCAGAUCCCGAGCUGCUGCUAGAAGAGUCAGUUCCUCAGUCGGAGAGCUCUCACUUCUCUCCGCCGCCGCUGCGCCCCGAGCCCCGGACCGCGAGCCCGCACGACAUGAGCCAGGCCUGCUGGACCGGGAAGAGAACAGACAUGCUCCCGGAGAUCGCCGCUGCCGUGGGCUUCCUCUCCAGCCUCCUGAGGACCCGGGGCUGCGUGAGCGAGCAGAGGCUUAAGGUUUUCAGCGGGGCUCUCCAGGAGGCACUAACAGAGCACUACAAACAUCACUGGUUUCCUGAAAAGCCCUCCAAGGGCUCCGGCUACCGCUGCAUCCGUAUCAACCACAAGAUGGACCCCAUCAUCAGCAAGGUGGCCAGUCAGAUCGGACUCAGCCAGCCACAGCUGCGCCGGCUGCUGCCCAGCGAGCUGACCCUGUGGGUGGACCCUUACGAGGUGUCCUAUCGCAUUGGGGAGGAUGGCUCCAUCUGCGUCCUGUACGAGGAGGCCCCAGUGGCCGCCUCCUAUGGGCUCCUCACCUGCAAGAACCAAAUGAUGCUGGGCCGGAGCAGCCCCUCGAAGAACUACGUGAUGGCGGUCUCCAGUUAGGUCGCUGCCGCCCCCACCCGGCUUGCUACUGUACUCGAUCUGCCGUGACAACAGGCGACCGCAUACCUCAACCUGGGGAACCGUAUUUUAAAUGAAGAGCUAUUUAUAUAUAUAUAUAUUAUAUAUAUUAUUUUUUUUAAGAAAAAAAGAGAAAAAAACAAAAGAUUUUUUUUAAGAAAAGUCCUUAAAGGGAGCUGCUUGCACGUGGCCUCCCCAGGUGCCUUUGCAGAGGACUGUUGUACACUUGAAUCUGGGAACCGGUGGUCUGCCUUGGGAGGGGGAGUGGUCAGUGAGGGAGCCUGGCCAAGGUGAGGCAGGAGAAGCUUGGCUAGCACCCCAGGAAGGUAUGAGAGGGAGCAAGCAAGGUUAGCAACUGUGAAUGGGACAGGUCAGGAUCUGCCCUGGGGGAGGAGAGAGGCUGAGUGCCGACCUCUGACCCUCUUGCCCAGGGUACCUACAUCCCUGGCCCCUCUCUUACUCAGGGGCAUUCAAGCCUGGACUUAAAUCAUACUCUGGUGCCUAAUCUCUUCUUUUUCUGAUGAGAUCCUGGACAGAGGUGAAAAGGCCUUUCCUGAAUCUAAGCAGCUUUUUCUUGAAAUCAUGACUUAUUUCUAAUUCUAUCCUCAGGGGCCUGUAGGUGUUGCUUCCCAGCCAGGAACCUAUGCUUUUUGUUUUGUGGGGUUCAGGGCGUAAGGUAGGGGUUGGAAAUUAUUGGGAUGGAAGGGUACUGUGCACAAAACCUUUGCUUAUGUGCUGCUCUGUGUGUGUGUGUAAUAACUUGGCAGUUUGCAGUGGAAUUUUAGGACCCAGAGAGUGUCCACUGAGGAUUUUUUUUGGCCCAAAUCCUUCUUGUUUGGAACCACAUUAAAGUCCUGAUGCUGCUGCCAUUAUCUGUUCAAGAGGUAGCUCAAAAGCUGCAGGGAACUCCAGGUCCUUUAUUACACUGCCUGCCUAUUAAAAGCACAACACUCCUCUCUAGCUCUCCCUGCUCCUUUCCCCUUCUGGCUGGGUAAUGGAGCUAUCCUAUUUCCUAGGACAAGAGUUCUCAGUCACUGUGCAAUAGAGCCUCCUGAGUCCCAGGAAGGUCUGGAGGAGAAGUGGCUCACAGAACCUGGUGCCCUGGUGGGCUUAGAGCGCUAUCCCUUCUGUCCUUGGGACUGUGGCUGGCUGGUCAGCUAGCAUGUUUCUUUGGCCGAGUGGGAGAAUGCCCCACGUUCUGCAGGACUACUUGGUAUUCUUGUGGGGCUGACACUAAACGCUGGACCAUGGGCAUUAUUUUUUCUCCCUGGUGCUCAGAGCACCCAUGGGAGAGGUUGCUAUCUCAGUACAAUCCAAAUUUGUCUAUAGACUUGUGCAAUGUUUACUGUUCUGGGUUAGAGAAAAAUGGGAAAUUACUCUGGGAAGAAAUCCUCUUCCUUUGGUUUCUCAGUGACAUCAGUAAGGGGUCCGCAGAAGGCCUGGAGUUUCCCAAACCUGAGUCACCUUAAGAAGGGCAUAGCUGGAGCAUCUGGUCAACCUGGCUAGCCUCCUGCUGUUGCCUCUUGGUGAGAAACCUCUCCCUCUACCCCGACGUCCCCCUCCCUAGAUUUCUGAAGGACUCAGUUCUGACUCAAAGGUGCUAUUUACCAAACUCCCUACCCAUCCCUGCCAGUUCUGCCUCCUUUCGGCCCUCUAGAUUCCGAGCUGCCUUCCCAAACCCUGCUUGCAGUCUUGAUUGCUCUUAGUUUAACUUGGGGCCCACGGACCUAAGAGCUCAUUUUCUGGCCUGUGGGUUGAACCAAAGCUGUGAAUCACUGCAGAUUGUAUUGUUGCAUUUUGUCUGGAAACAGGCCCCUGCCUUUUUAGAAGCAGCCUCAUGGUCUCUUGCUUAGUCUUUUCUCUCUUUUUGAUGUUCACUUGAAAAACAAUAAAAUGCCCAGAGCUGGACUGUUGAGCAGGCCUGUUUCUCCUAUUAAGUAAAAAUAAUAAUAGUACAUUUGUAAGCUAUUCUGACAGAAAAGACAAAGGUUACUAAUUGUAUAAUAGUGUUUUUAUAUGGAAGAAUGUACAGCUUUAUGGACAAAUGUACACUUUGUUACUUUAAUAAAAAUGUAGCAAAUGAA